Messenger RNA from Amphimedon queenslandica, 536 nucleotides. Its product is annotated as protein asteroid homolog 1-like. NCBI's taxonomy places the organism in Eukaryota, Metazoa, Porifera, Demospongiae, Haplosclerida, Niphatidae. The transcript has a single exon. The annotation marks the transcript as partial. The record is from RefSeq and is a predicted model, not a curated record.
AUGGGUAUCUGGGGCCUUACAACCUACAUUAAAAAGAAUUACAAAUGGAAAGAGAUAGGAAAAGAUCCUCCACUAAGAGGCCCUUUGCUGAUAGACGCUAUGAGCUGCUGUUACUCUCUUUAUGACGGGAUAGACUGGAAAUAUGGCGGCCAGUACAAGGAGCUUGAUCAGAAAUGUAGGACUUUCUUGACCAACCUAAAAGAAUCCGACAUAGAGCCUAUUCUUGUGUUUGAUGGUGUGGAUUACGAAGGAGAAAAAGGCCCAGUCAUCCUAAAGAGGAGAAAGGAGACAGCAGAAUGCGUUUCGUCCUGCCUUUUGUAUGGUAGUUAUCCUAAAGAUGGUCGUUCAUGUUUGCCAGCCUUUGCUAAAGUAGUCUUUAUGGAGGUACUAAAAGAAUUUAGGAUUCGCUUUAUUGUUGCUGAUGGAGAUGCAGAUGAAUUGACUGCAUCAAUAGCAAAUUCUUAUGGAUGCCCGGUUCUUUCUAGCGAUUCCGAUUAUUACAUUUUCAAUGUUAAAGGCGGUUACAUACCUUUUGA